This is a messenger RNA of Periconia digitata, 1877 nucleotides long. NCBI's taxonomy places the organism in Eukaryota, Fungi, Ascomycota, Dothideomycetes, Pleosporales, Periconiaceae. The record is from the annotation of a GenBank genome assembly.
CCUGAGUACCCCAUUGAGAUUAUUAUGUUCUUUAACUACCCCAUGCAGCAGCAUUACAGACUACUUGCUAUGGCACGAGCCGGAAAACGGGCGCUAUGCGGCUAUAAUUACACGGGCCGCUGGUAUAAUAGUGGAGUGCCUCAGGGAAGAAUGUGAUGCCCAGGAUUGAGACACUGGGGUGGAAAUGUCCAAGUGACAAAAUGCAAACGCGGGAGAGUUUUUCUCCUUUCUUCCUUGGUCCAUUUUACAAAUCCAUGAUCCCCGAGGUCAGGGUUUGGCUUGUAUGUGAGAGAACAAGCCUGCGCUUUUAACCCGAGCAUGUGUUUUCCUGCUUAAGAUUACGUCUCACAAGCACUUCUUUUGGACACUGGACGAACUGUCGCAUUCUUUUUUUUUGCUUAUUAUCGAAAUCGUUUGGUGUGAGUGUUUGGGGAAGAUGAAGUUGACCAGUUUCCUUGUUUGUCUCACGCUUGGGCUGUCAGUGGCAGCCCAGGAGUCUCCAGAGUGCGCGACACAAUGCCUCCAGGAAAGUCUUGCGGCGCAGUCCAAAUGCUCGCCCACAGACGUUGACUGCAUUUGCGCCGAUGAAGCCUUAAGUGCAACAAUACAAGGUUGCGUGCUACAACGUUGUACUGUAAUCAAUGCUUUGGCUGCUCAAAAUGCGACGAAAACCAUGUGCGGCGCUCCGGUGCGCGACAUCACAUCGAUAACGCCCAUCAUAUCUGGUGUAUCAGGAGGCCUAGCUCUGAUAGCUGUCAUCAUUCGCUCGUGGAUUGCGGGAUCCAACUUCGGAUUUGACGACGGUUGCUGUGUGGCUGCUCUUAUACUUGCGAUACCAAUGGCUGUACUUGAAUUCCUCAUGUCAGACUUGGGAUUCGGGAAAGAUAUUUGGACAUUAGAGCCAAAGAAUAUCUAUCUGAUCGUCCAGUACACGUGGUUGACUGAGAUUUUUUGGUUUCUCGCUAUCGGUUUCACAAAACUAUCCUUCCUGUUUAUGUACCUCCGGGUCUUUCCUAAGCAAAAACUUCGUAAAGUCAUUUACGGAUUCAUGGGACUGAUUGGGUUGCAUACCCUCAUAUUCACCGUAAUCAUUUCCGUUAACUGCUUACCCGUAACCUACAUCUGGGAAUCUUGGGACGGUGAGCACACGGGCAAGUGCAUCAACUUAAAUGUUUUUGUAUGGUCCCACGCUAUAAUUGACAUUGUCUUCGAUGUUACCAUCUUCGCGCUCCCAAUCCCUGAGCUCAUCAGAUUAAACAUGAGCCUCAAAAAGCGGAUAAUGAUCGUAGCCAUGUUCAGUGUGGGUGGCGUUGGUACCAUCAUUUCGAUCUUAAGACUCCAAGCCCUCGUCUCCUUCGCCAACUCCACAAACCCAACAUAUGAUAAUUGCCCCACAGCGUACUGGUCCGUGUUAGUCUGCUUCGUCGGCAUCUUUUGCUGUUGUAUGCCAGCUUUGCGGCGCCUCCUCGCCAAACUCUUCCCCACCUGUUUCCUCUCCACCAGGCAAGACUCCAAGUACUCACCCUACAAUGACGAGCACACACCCAAUGCGCGCCUCUCCAGCAACCCCCUCUCCAAUGGGAGGAAAUCACAAAGAGCUGGGUUGGGCAGUGCGCUUGGGUUUGGCGGCAUCACGAAAACGAUUGAUACCAAGGUUACGAUGACCGGGGCUGAGGACGACGAGCAGGAGCUUGUAGACAUGGGAAAGAAGGGGGGGUGGGGCAACAGCGGGGGAGGAGCUUGGAACGCGACACAUACGAGUGGAAAGAGCGAUAGUGGAAGUGGGGAUAAUGUUGCGGUCGGAGAUAGUGCUCGUAGAAUGUAAGAUUGCGAGCACCAUUCACUACGUGAAUUCGAAGGGAGUUUUGUUGUUUUUG